CCCAACUGUAAACCAAAAACAAACAUACCAUAAAUGGCAACAACAAACUUUCAAUCCUCUUUCUUGAUCAACUUCUUCCUUCUCUCACAAUGCUUAUUCGUUCUCGGUGCCACCGCUCAGGACUUCGAUUUCUUCUACUUCGUUCAACAGUGGCCAGGAUCAUACUGUGACACCAAGCAGAGCUGUUGCUACCCCACAACAGGAAAGCCAGCCUCAGAUUUUGGGAUUCAUGGACUGUGGCCUAAUUACAAUGAUGGCACUUAUCCUUCAAACUGUGAUUCCAGCAACCCUUAUGUUCAAUCCAAGGUCUCGGACUUAAUGAGCGGAAUGCAACAGAGCUGGCCCACCCUAGCCUGCCCAAGCGGGAGCGGAUACUCGUUCUGGUCACACGAAUGGGAGAAACACGGCACAUGUUCGGAGUCGAUUCUCGACCAACACGGAUACUUCAAGGCGGCGUUAAACCUGAAGAGCCGAGUCAACUUGCUGCAGAUUCUUCAGGCCGCCGGAAUCCACCCGGACGGGAGCUUCUACAGCCUGAGCAGCAUCAAGAACGCCGUGGAGAGCGGAAUCGGAUACGCGCCGGGAAUCGAAUGCAACGCCGAUGCCGAGGGGAAUAGCCAGCUUUACCAGAUUUACAUCUGCGUUGAUUCCUCCGGGUCGGAGUUGAUCCAGUGCCCGGUUUUUCCUCAGGGGAAAUGUGCUUCCAGCGUUGAAUUCCCUGUGUUUUAGUCAUCGUCUUCAUGGACUGACCGGACAGGAAAUGUUUAAAUAUAAUAUGAUGUUUCUUUUACUA
This is a messenger RNA of Ipomoea triloba (trilobed morning glory), 793 nucleotides long. Its product is annotated as extracellular ribonuclease LE-like. The record is from RefSeq and is a predicted model, not a curated record. Gene Ontology annotation, biological process: RNA catabolic process. The transcript has 3 exons. Gene Ontology annotation, molecular function: ribonuclease T2 activity; RNA binding. Gene Ontology annotation, cellular component: extracellular region. NCBI's taxonomy places the organism in Eukaryota, Viridiplantae, Streptophyta, Magnoliopsida, Solanales, Convolvulaceae. The coding region runs from base 34 to 729 and encodes 231 amino acids.